CGGCCGCCAGACUCGAAACCUGAUUGGUCGUCGGCGUUUGGUUUGCGCAGUGCAGGCGGUGCAUUUUCUAAACCCUGACCGCCGAUCAUCCCCCGAUCAGGUCUGGAUCAGCCCGGUAUCUGCCCCUGGAUGAGCUGCUGAAUGAAGAGCGGGGUCCUGACCGCAGCCUCAGCCCAGCGCGCCCCAGAGCAGGUAAUUAUCACAUCUAAAGGCAGGUCUACACAGAACUUCACCUUCCGCUGUUCUGGAGAGGGGAAGAGAAGCUCUCUCAGAUGGAGAAUGGAGACUGGGGAUACAUGAUGACAGAUCCGGUGACCCUGAAUGUUGGCGGUCAUAUAUACACCACCUCGUUGUCUACUUUACAGCGUUACCCAGACUCCAUGUUGGGCGCCAUGUUCCGCGGUGAUUUCCCCACAGCCAGAGACGCUCAGGGAAACUUCUUCAUCGACCGCGACGGGCCGCUGUUCCGCUUCGUCCUGAACUUUUUACGGACAUCAGAACUGACAUUGCCAUACGAUUUUAAAGAAACCGAGCUGCUGCGUAAAGAGGCGGAUUUCUACCAGAUAGAGCCGCUGAUCCAGAGCUUGAGCGACACAAAGCCACCAUACCCGUUGGACACUUUCGAGCAGGUGGUGGAACUCUCCAGCACCCGAAAACUCUCUAAAUACUCCAACCCUGUCGCUGUCAUCAUCACCCAGCUCACCAUCACCACAAAGGUGCAUGCUCUGCUUGAAGGCAUCUCCAACAACUUUACCCGCUGGAACAAACAUAUGAUGGACACCAGAGAUUUCCAGGUGUCAUUUACCUUUGGACCAUGUGACUAUCAUCAGGAAGUGUCCCUCAGGGUGAACCUUGUAGAGUAUAUCUCCAAGCAGGGUUUCACCAUUAGGAACACCCGUGUACAUCACAUGAGCGAGAGAGCCAAUGAGAACACAGUGGAACACCACUGGACGUUUUGCAGACUGGCACGCAAGGUUGAAGACUAAUACUGGGAAAAUGAUAGGCUGGAAGUAAAAGCAUCCUAAAUAAAGCCAAAAUUCAGGAACAUUUGAGAAGAAUGGCUUUUGUAAAACACAAAACUGGCAGCAGAUGGAAAAGAGGCAAAGUCUAGCUUCACAUGCAUUGGAGAAGGCAUGCAUUUGUUCAUCACCUUCCCAGUUUCAGAAGCACUGUAGGUGACAGUGGAAGUCCUCGUGAGGGAAAGCCAGACCUUCACCUCUUUUUUCUGCUUCCAAGAAUUGGAAAAACUAAACUGGGAAAAAUAUGGUAAAAUUUUAUUUAAAAUUUUACCAUACCAUUUUAAGUUUGUUUGUGCCUAGGCUUAUUACUAUAGCAGACAGUCAUAAAUAUAGUUACAUCUGUAUGAACAGGCCACACCUUCAACGUAACAGAAAAAACACCUGUCAGUCACACAUUCCAAUAUAUCUGCUCACUUAAGAAAUGGGUGUGUUCAAAUAAAAGCUGCCAAAAGGUGGAUAAAUGCAACCAAUAGACUUACACAUAUUGCAUGUUUUAUGGUUCCAUCCCUGUGUUAUUUUUCUGUGGUGUGUAUAGAUGUACCCGUCAGCUGUGGUUGUGAAGUAUGCCAUGCUGACAUGAAGUGAGGCCUCAUAAUGGAUCAUAGGAUGAUCAGUAUUUAACUAUUUAAUAUGCAAAUGUAAAGUCUAACUGAAUAAUUGCAGAAAGCAUUGCUACACUCUUAAUCAUAUAGAUAAACUACUUUUUUUUGGGGCCCACUCUUCAGGCCUCCGAGCAGACUCAAAUGCUGACAGUAUAGCAAUAUAACGAAUUUUGGGAUGCUGGCGGGCACAGGCGUCUGUUUGCUGAUAAGCUGGGGAUCUGGUGCUUUCCUCUGACUGCACUGGCUGCCUACUGAUGUUGCAGCUUAUUGGCUGUAAAUGGACUUUACAUGUGUCGGAGAAGGCAUGCUUUUGUCCAUCAUCAUCCUAGUGUUGCAUUGUAAGUAAUAGGUUGAGUCCUAGUGAGUGGGUCAGUUAAUGGGUGUUGCUAAAUUAGAUAAAAAAUAAAAUUAAACGCUUAUUUGACCUAAUAAUUUUUUUAUUAAUCAUAAAAACCAUUGUUCAGUCACUACUAUGUUUUAUGUGUUAAAUAGACGAUUUAAUAAAUUCUAUAACUACAAAAGAAUUAA
Molecule: messenger RNA, 2149 nt
Organism: Astyanax mexicanus (Mexican tetra)
Lineage: Eukaryota; Metazoa; Chordata; Actinopteri; Characiformes; Acestrorhamphidae
Gene: kctd6a
Product: potassium channel tetramerization domain containing 6a
Exons: 3
Coding region: 273-986 (237 amino acids)
Biological process (GO): protein homooligomerization
Molecular function (GO): protein binding
Source: RefSeq, a predicted model, not a curated record